UUAUACCCGUUCACCACUGCUCCAGCGGUGGGUGCAGUCAGCUCCAGCCACCCAGCCUGGGGGGCCCAGCUUCAGAAGAGCAACAUCACACAGACAUGGCUGCCCAGGCCCACGGUCAGCAGGGCUCUUGCCCCACCCUCCCCACACAGGGCUGUGGAGAAUCACCAGAGAAGGAGGCCAGCGCAACCUACUCUAGACCUGCCACCGCCAUGUCGGGGGAGAUGGACAAGCCGCUGAUCAGUCGCCGCCUGGUGGACAGUGAUGGCAGCCUGGCUGAGGUCCCCAGCAAGGCCCCCGAAGUGGGCAUCCUGGGCAGUGGGGAUUUUGCCCGCUCCCUGGCUACGCGCCUGGUGAGCUCUGGCUUCAGCGUGGUGGUGGGGAGCCGUAACCCCAAACGCACGGCCGGCCUCUUCCCCUCGGCAGCCCAAGUGACUUUCCAAGAGGAUGCUGUGAGCUCUCCUCAGGUCAUCUUUGUGGCCAUGUUCCGGGAGCACUAUCCCUCCCUGUGCUGUCUUGGUGAGCAGUUGGCCGGCAAGAUCCUAGUGGACGUCAGCAACCCCACAGAGAAGGAGCAUCUGGAACACCGCCAGUCUAACGCCGAGUACCUGGCCUCGCUCUUCCCUGCCUGCACUGUGGUCAAGGCCUUCAACGUCAUCUCUGCAUGGGCUCUACAGGCUGGCCCAAGGGAUGGGAACAGACAGGUGCUCAUCUGCAGUGACCAGCUGGAAGCCAAGCACACCGUCUCCGAGAUGGCACGUGCCAUGGGUUUCACACCCCUGGACAUGGGAUCCCUGGCCUCAGCCAGGGAGGUGGAAGCCAUACCCCUGCGCCUCUUUCCUUCCUGGAAGGUGCCCACCCUUCUGGCACUGGGGCUCUUUGUGUUCUUCUAUGCCUACAACUUCAUCCGGGACGUCCUGCAGCCGUACGUACAGAAGAACGAGAACAAGUUCUACAAGAUGCCCUUGUCUGUGGUCAACACCACACUACCCUGCGUGGCUUACGUGCUGCUGUCCCUGGUGUACCUGCCUGGUGUGCUGGCAGCCGCCCUUCAGCUGAAGAGGGGGACCAAGUACCAGCGCUUCCCGGACUGGCUGGACCACUGGAUGCAGCAUCGCAAGCAGAUCGGGCUGCUCAGCUUCUUCUUCGCGGUGCUGCAUGCUCUCUACAGCUUCUGCCUGCCGCUGCGCCGCUCCCACCGCUACGACUUGGUCAACCUGGCUGUGAAGCAGGUCCUGGCCAACAAGAGCCGCCUCUGGGUUGAGGAAGAAGUCUGGCGCAUGGAGAUAUACCUGUCCCUGGGCGUGCUGGCCCUGGGUGCGCUGUCCCUGCUGGCUGUCACCUCACUUCCGUCCAUUGCCAACUCGCUCAACUGGAAGGAGUUCAGCUUCGUGCAGUCCACACUGGGCUUCGUGGCCCUGAUGCUGGCCACGCUGCACACGCUCACCUACGGCUGGACCCGUGCCUUUGAAGAAAACCACUACAAGUUCUACCUGCCGCCUACGUUCACACUCACGCUGCUCCUGCCCUGUGUGGUCAUCCUGGCCAAGGCCCUCUUCCUCCUGCCCUGCCUCAGCCGCAGACUCACCAGGAUCCGCAGGGGCUGGGAGAAAGACCGGGCUGUCAAGUUCAUGCUGACUGCUGACCACACACAGGGCGAGAAAACAAGCCAUGUGUGAGGGCCUGGAAAUGGAGACAGGCCCAGCUUGUGGGGGCCCGGAGCUGAUGUCAGGACUCUUUUCUGGAUGCUGCAAAUGGACUGAUGAUAUAUCUGCAUAGAUGGCUGAGAUCCAAAUUCCUGGGAUGCAGGUGAACGUCACGAUAUUCAGAAUGACGCACCAUGGGUGUGAUAUGUAUUCACAUAGAUUUCAUAUAUAAUAGGAUUUACUAUUAUUCUUACUUAACUGAAAGGGUAGGUCCCUAUAUUUCAACUUAUGUAUUUCAAAGCAAGUGCCACACAUUAGACAGCAGAUCCCAUCCUUGUGACAUUUGCAGAGGCAGACACACAGUUGCUGUAGGAAAGAUUUGUAUGUGUUGAGUUCUAGCCUUUAAUCUCUGUCCUCUAUAUCCCCUGUUAGUGACAUCCUAAAGUUGGUGCAGAGCUGGGCUAAGAGCUGCCCCAGGCACAGCCUACCCCACACCCCAGGGCUAAGAAGGAGGUCCUGAGUGUACAGAGGGGCUGGGUGCAGACCCUCCUGCUUCCCUGGGCAUGUGUGGGAGGCUCACCAGGAUGCCCUGGAAUCCAUGUUGGAGCUUUUGCAGGUCUGUCCUUUCUCCAGGGAAGGGUCUGAAGCUGCCCCAUCUGAUCUUAGCUGAGCUGAGGAGGUUGCCCCUCCUCCCUGAAAGUUCAGAGUCACCAUGGAGCCUGCAAAUUGCUCCUUCUGAGAAGGUGUGAAGUCACCUCCUCGCCAGAGCCAUUAAUGAAGCUGAUCUUUAGACGUAUAAUUGUUCUCCCUCCAUUAAGUUGGUGGUGACCCGCCUUCAAACCACUGUGCCUUCUCACCUUUUCUGUCAUUAAUCUGGGCAUCUCCCUGGAAGGCGUGGAGUAGACUCCUGUCAGAGCAGCCCGAGGUGGGGGGUGCGGGGCAGCGGGCAUCAGAGCUUGCAGAGAAUAACCAGUCAAACCAGCCCCUUGGAUGCACCCCUGGACUGGGGGACUGCCUUCGUAACAUUGGUCCCUAAGGAGAAUAACAGGGACCCCUUUUGGUUUAAUCUGUUGCCUAUGGGCAGAUAGCCUCCUUUCUAAGUACCCAGAAACCUCUCUGUCUCCAUGCUCCUCCUGGGGACACCACAGCCCCCCUGGCCCAUGCUUUUGUCUUCCUCCGUCUCAGUUACAAUCAACCACCAAAGUCUGUGAAUAUUAUUUUUUGAAUUCUUGAAGAGACCAUAUUCUCAUUUUAUUACAAUAGUUAUAGUCGCCCUUUGUCGACAUUUCUC
Peromyscus maniculatus bairdii (prairie deer mouse) is the source of this 2934-nucleotide messenger RNA. It is a transcript of the gene Steap3, whose product is annotated as STEAP3 metalloreductase. NCBI's taxonomy places the organism in Eukaryota, Metazoa, Chordata, Mammalia, Rodentia, Cricetidae. Gene Ontology annotation, biological process: copper ion import. The record is from RefSeq and is a predicted model, not a curated record. Gene Ontology annotation, molecular function: cupric reductase (NADH) activity; ferric-chelate reductase (NADPH) activity. Gene Ontology annotation, cellular component: plasma membrane; endosome.